Messenger RNA from Oncorhynchus tshawytscha (Chinook salmon), 1284 nucleotides. RefSeq names its product protein FAM189B-like. NCBI's taxonomy places the organism in Eukaryota, Metazoa, Chordata, Actinopteri, Salmoniformes, Salmonidae. The record is from RefSeq and is a predicted model, not a curated record. The transcript has 8 exons. The coding region runs from base 16 to 1284 and encodes 422 amino acids.
CCUUACGAAUUAGUGAUGGGACAGAGAGCAGCUAGCCAGGCCACGGUGUUUGACAGCCAUGGGAAUGAGCUGUCUGGAGAGAGGGCCACAUCCACUGCCUUCAGCGGAGAGGUCUCCAUGGACAGUGGUUCUCUGUUGAUGUCGGAGAUCAUUGACAUCCCAGACGACACCUCACCUUCUGAGGACUCCGGCCUCGUGGGGAUGAAGGCUAGGGGGGAGAGAGCGAGCACCGGGGGAGUGGAGGGGGGAGAUGGGGGAGAAGGAGGGGAGUAUGUGAGCUUCCGUGGCCCCCCUCCCCAACCCCCGGAGAGUCCCCUGGUAGAGAGUCCCCUGGUGGGCCCCAGGGCCAGGCGAUGCUACAGAGGAGAGAGGUCCAACUCCUGCUCCUCAUCUAGCACUGCUACAGCUACAUACAGGUCUCCAGUGUUGAGGCGACAGGCUAUGUUGGCCAGUAGUUGUUCCCAGUUGGAGCUGCUAGGGGGCGCCACCUCUCGCCAGCGCUCCUCUAUCCUAGAGAAACGAGUCAGGCCUUGCACCCCUUUACGACGCGGUUCUGCCUCUGCCCCUGCCUCUGCAGCUCCUCCCACUUCCUCAUCCUCAGCUGUCAAUCAGCAGGGUGGUCACGGCAACGGCGUACCCCUCCCCCUACAGCCGUUGUACUUGCGUCGUCAGGGCGGAAGGAGCGAGAGGGGGGAUAGUGACGGGCUUCUGCCCCUAGUGAGGUCACACAGCGAGCCUGGCCUCAGCUCUUCUGCUGAUACAGUUGACUUCAGUGGUGGCUCAGUGGGCAGUAAAGGAGUGAGGGAGGGCUCUCAGACCUCUACAGACACAGGUCCGUCCUCCGAGGCAUGCCUGCUACCCCGCUCCUCUCUGGUGCCCCCCUCAGCCCUCCUCCCCAGGAAGGGCAGUGUGAAGGCAGCCACCAUGGGGCGCACCUUGCCCCCCUCCAAAGGCCCUGCCAACUCUCCCUUGCACCUGCCCAAAGAAUGCAACCGCUCUCUUGGGGACCUCAAGGUGACAAGGGGGUUGGUGGCUCGCUUCCUGCAGCGCUCCAAACGGAACCUGGCGUCCGCCGCAGAGAAUUCUGGGAACAUGGGACAGGGUCAGAAAAGGAGAGGCGGGGUGGAGGGCAACGGGACAGGCCAUCUCCCUUUAGAGCAGGUGUUACGUAACUCCUGGGGGCCAGCCAGGGAUCCCACCCGCCACACCCUCAUCACCGUGGUCACCACCACUCCCAUAGCGACAGCCGCCACAACCGCCGUCAUAGCAACCAACCCCCUGUGA